Felis catus (domestic cat) is the source of this 4955-nucleotide messenger RNA. RefSeq names its product autophagy related 7 (gene ATG7). The record is from RefSeq and is a predicted model, not a curated record. Gene Ontology annotation, molecular function: Atg12 activating enzyme activity; Atg8 activating enzyme activity. The transcript has 19 exons. Gene Ontology annotation, cellular component: cytoplasm; phagophore assembly site. Bases 149 to 2242 code for a protein of 697 amino acids. Gene Ontology annotation, biological process: protein modification by small protein conjugation; cellular response to nitrogen starvation; autophagy of mitochondrion. Lineage: Eukaryota; Metazoa; Chordata; Mammalia; Carnivora; Felidae.
GGCUCAUUUACCAGGUUGGCUCGCGCCUCCGUGUGCGCAUGCGCACCACUGACCGCAGGCGGACGGGGCGGGGACAAUUGCGUCAUCGGGGCGCGCGCUGAGGCCGACGCUGUGGUUGCCGGAAGUUGAGUGGCGUAGGCGAGAAAUAAUGGCAGCAGCUACGGGGGAUCCUGGGCUCUCCAAAUUGCAGUUUGCUCCCUUUAGCAGUGCCUUGGAUGUUGGAUUCUGGCACGAGUUGACCCAGAGGAAACUGAAUGAAUAUCGGCUGGAUGAAGCUCCCAAGGACAUUAAGGGAUAUUACUACAAUGGUGAUUCUGCUGGGCUUCCAGCUCGCUUAACAUUGGAGUUCAGUGCUUUUGACAUGAGUGCUCCCACCCCAGCCCACUGCUGUCCGGCUAUUGGAACGCUCUUUAACACCAACACGCUCGAGGCUUUCAAGGCCGCAGAUAAGAAGCUACUUUUGGAACAAGCAGCAGACGAGAUUUGGGAAGCUGUAAAAUCGGGCGCUGCCCUCGAAAACCCUGUCCUCCUCAACAAGUUCCUCCUCUUGACAUUUGCAGAUCUAAAGAAGUACCACUUCUACUAUUGGUUUUGCUUCCCUGCUCUCUGCCUUCCAGAGAGUCUACCCCUCAUUCAGGGGCCAGUGGGCUUGGAUCAAAGGUUUUCACCAAAACAGAUUCAAGCCCUUGAGCGUGCAUAUGAUGAUCUUUGUCAAACAGAAGGAGUCCCAGCAUUACCUUACUUCUUAAUCAAGUAUGAUGAGAACGUGGUGCUGGUUUCCCUGCUUAAACACUACGGUGAUUUCUUCCAAGACCAAAGGACAAAGAUAACGAUUGGUGUAUAUGAUCCCUGUAACUUAGCCCAGCACCCUGGAUGGCCUUUGAGGAAUCUUUUGGUCCUAGCAGCCCACCGAUGGAGUAGCAGUUUCCAGUCUGUUGAAGUCCUCUGCUUCCGAGACCGCACCAUGCAGGGGGUGAGAGACAUCGCCCACAGCAUCGUCUUCGAAGUGAAGCUUCCAGAAAUGGCAUUUAGCCCAGAUUGUCCCAAAGCAGUCGGAUGGGAAAAAAACCAGAAAGGCGGCAUGGGACCGAGGAUGGUGAACCUCAGUGAAUGUAUGGACCCUAAAAGGUUAGCUGAGUCAUCAGUGGAUUUAAAUCUCAAAUUGAUGUGUUGGAGAUUGGUCCCUACUCUGGACUUAGACAAGGUUGUGUCUGUCAAGUGUCUGCUGCUUGGAGCCGGCACCUUGGGUUGUAAUGUCGCUAGGACACUGAUGGGUUGGGGUGUCAGACACAUCACAUUUGUGGACAAUGCCAACAUCUCCUACUCCAAUCCUGUGAGGCAGCCUCUCUAUGAAUUUGAAGAUUGCCUAGCAGGUGGUAAGCCCAAGGCCCUGGCUGCAGCAGAGCGGCUCCAGAAAAUAUUCCCUGGAGUGCAUGCCAGAGGGUUCAACAUGAGCAUCCCCAUGCCUGGACACCCAGUGAACUUUUCCAGCGUCACCUUGGAGCAGGCCCGCAAAGACGUGGAGCACCUGGAGCAGCUCAUCGAAAGCCAUGAUGUUGUGUUCCUGUUGAUGGACACCAGAGAGAGCCGCUGGCUCCCUGCCGUCAUUGCUGCGAGCAAAAGAAAGCUUGUCAUCAAUGCUGCUUUGGGGUUUGACACAUUUGUUGUCAUGAGACAUGGCUUGAAGAAACCUAAGCAGCAAGGAGCUGGGGACUUGUGUCCUGGCCACCUUGUGGCACCUGCCGACCUCCUGGGCUCAUCGCUUUUUGCCAACAUACCCGGCUACAAACUUGGCUGCUAUUUCUGCAAUGAUGUGGUGGCCCCAGGAGAUUCAACCAGAGACCGGACCUUGGACCAGCAGUGCACUGUGAGUCGUCCAGGACUGGCCAUGAUUGCAGGAGCCUUGGCAGUGGAAUUGAUGGUUUCUGUUUUGCAGCAUCCAGACGGGGGCUAUGCCAUUGCCAGCAGCAGUGAUGACCGCAUGAAUGAACCGCCAACCUCUCUCGGCCUUGUGCCUCACCAGAUCCGGGGAUUUCUGUCACGAUUUGAUAAUGUCCUUCCUGUCAGCCUGGCAUUUGACAAAUGUACAGCUUGUUCUUCCAAAGUUCUUGAUCAAUAUGAACGAGAAGGAUUUAAUUUUCUAGCGAAGGUGUUUAAUUCUUCACAUUCCUUCUUAGAAGACUUGACCGGUCUCACAUUGCUGCAUCAAGAGACCCAAGCUGCUGAGAACAAACAUCACUAAAUAAGUCUGCUAGUUAUCAGAGGAGAAUGGACCUUCGGAAAUUGCUGUAUGUUCAUGUGUGCAGAUUGUUGUAUAGUAGGUGCCCAAUGUACAUAAUUAAAGGGAGUAUAGCUUACUGAUUUUCAGGCACCUCUGGUCCUUUCUGAAGAACAGCAUGCCUGUAGCCAUUGGAGAGUUGGCUCUAAUGUCCAUAGCUCAAAAUGUAAGACAGGGAAGACUGGGUUCUGGCCAUGUUCAGAGAGAAUAUGCCUGGCUUUUAUUUCAUGAUUGGAUGCAUCUUCUUAGGCCACCAAACCCUACCAUGAAUGGCUUCUCCGGUUACAACCUGAGAUAGUUAUGCUUUGCUUGUCAAUUAGAAUGUAUUGCAAAUCUUAAUUUCCUGUGAAGAAGUUCUUAGGAAAAAUGGCCUGUCUUAGCAUUUCCACAAGCUACAUAAGGAAAACCUUGUGUGCCUGUGUCCUGCAGGACAGGAGUGGAACACUUGCAAAGAGGCCUUUAGUCCUAUAGUCCUAUUUAUUGAUUACCACCCCAUUCCCACCCUUGCCCGGGGUUGUGUGUCUUCACUGUUGGGACAGGCCCUAGUGGUCACUGAGUAGACAUUCAGGCCCAGUACUGGACUAGCUGGUGGCAAACUAAAGCUGCUGUUGGGCAGACUGGGGCUAGCCUUGAGUAAGGGUGGAACUGCCAGAGUCCAAUCCUUUGACACUCUCAGCAGACUGAGGUGAGAGUUGUAGGCACACCUGAGAGGCAAGAUAGUACAUCUCUAAUACAACUUUUAACACUGAAAUCAGUUCUGGGGUACCUGGCUGGCUUAGUUGGAAGAGCACGUGACUCAAUCUGGGGGUCCUGAGUUUGAGCACUGCUCGCCAUGGUAUCCUCCGGGCGGUCAGUAGAUACAGUAUCCAACUUACAGCCAAUAGUUAGACCCACACAGAGUCUCUCAGCUUCAGUCUCAGAAGAUGAAUGGAAUCUUUGCUGAACUUUAAGAGACUUUGAGAUUUUCCCCAGAACUGUGAUUGGUUCCCAGAGGGUUCAGAAUGUUAUGGUGGUCAUGGCCACUGUAUUAUCCUUUGAGCAGCACUGUACUGCCUGAUGAUAAGGGAAAAGUAACUUACAGGUCUUUUCCACCAUGCAAUUGUUUGACUAGUUGGCUGGGGGAAUAUUUCUUCCCAGAUAGAAACAAUUCAUAUACUUCUCUUUUGUUGGCUAGAUGAAUUGCAACUUGAAAUUGACCCCAAAUCUCACCUUUUAAAACAGAGCAGAUGCUAGGAUAAUGGACAAAUUCCUUGAUAAAAUCUGGCUUGUUUUGCAUUUGAGUUGCAUUAAUAGCCUUUCAAAGAAGGAAGAGAAGGGGAAGUUUAAGAGAGCAAUAGUGACUAAAUAGAUGGUGGGGCAGCAGGGGACAUGGUUUCAUCCACAAGCCUGAGAUUGCUUUUUGAAGUUUUCCUCCAUUAAAUUAUAUUUAUAGGUUUGGAAUCAUAAGCCACACAUCAAAUUUUUGAUUAGAGAUGGUAGACUGUUUGGCUUGUGAGCCAGAUAUGGCUUGCAGGUGUGUUUUGUUUGGCUUGCCCUGUGUGUUAAAUCCUGAAUAAACUCAACAUUUAAAACUUGUGAGUUUUACUUAAAAAUCUGAAUUUUCCCAUUUCUAACUUCUUUGAAAAAUCAGAUCUGGUGUGCCGAGGCCUGCAUUUCUUAAUAGUGAUGGUUAGCAGGAAUCAGGAUACAAAUUUUAUAGUUAAAUAAUGUACUUUAUAUGAAAUUUAUUCUGCAUGAAAAGGAAAUCUUCUACACUUGUUCCUUACCACCCAGUUUCCUUCCUAGAGACAAACACUGUUGUUGGUUUUUGCCCAAAGGUAUUUUCUAGGUGAUAGUCUCCAUUUAAAUGAUGCUCUUGAGCUAAUGACCCUUCCAGUAUUGGAAUUUGGAAUCUUUAUCUUGGAAUUUGGAAUCUUUAUCUUGGAAUUUGGAAUCCUUCCAUUCAUUAGGUUGUCUUUUAGUUUUGUAGAUUGUUUCCUUCGCUGUGCAGUAGCUUUUUAUAUUGAUGUAGUCCCAACAGUUUAUUUUUGCUAUUAUUUCCUUUGCCCCAAGAGACAUAUCUAGAAAAAUGUUGCUACAUCCCAUCUUAGAGAGAUUACUGUUUAUGUUCUGUUCAAGGAUUUUAUGUUUCAGGUCUUGUAUUUAGUUCUGUAAUCCAUUUUGAGUUUAUUCUUGUGUGUGAUGAAAGAAAGUGGUCCAGUUUCAUUCUUUUGCAUGUAGCUGUCCAGUUUUCCUGGCACCGUUUGUUGAAGAGACUGUCUUUUUCCCGUUGUAUAUUCUUGCCUCCUUUGUCAAAGACCAAUUGACCAUAUAGUGGUUCAUUUCUGGGGUUUAUGUUCUGUUCCAUUGAUCUUCAUGUCUAUUUUUAUGCCAGUACCAUAUUGCUUUAAUUACCAGCACUUUGUAAUAGAACUUGAAAUAUAGAAUUGUAGUACCUCCAGUUUUGCUUUUCUUUUCAAGAUUGUUUGGCUAUUUGCAAACUUUUCUGGUUUCGUAUAAAUUUUAGGAUUGUUUGCUCUAGUUCUGUGAAAAAUGAUGUUGGUAUUUUGAAAGGGAUUGCACUAAAUCUAUAGAUUUCUCUGUGUAGUGUAGACAUUUUAACAAUAUUUGUUCUUCCAACCCAUGAGCAUGAAAUGUCUUUCCACUUCUUUGCAUCAUCUUGAAUUUCUUUCAUCAA